Molecule: messenger RNA, 1679 nt
Organism: Zea mays
Lineage: Eukaryota; Viridiplantae; Streptophyta; Magnoliopsida; Poales; Poaceae
Product: phospholipase A1 EG1, chloroplastic/mitochondrial
Exons: 1
Coding region: 85-1446 (453 amino acids)
Biological process (GO): lipid metabolic process
Cellular component (GO): chloroplast
Molecular function (GO): glycerophospholipid phospholipase A1 activity
Source: RefSeq, a predicted model, not a curated record
CUCCCCCUCCUCUCCUCCUCGUCGUCUAUGGUCUUCGCGUUCCCACCGCCAACAACACCAGCGCGCCUAGGUUGCUAGCUCACCAUGGCCUUGGCAUCCACCGCAAGGGCGGCAGCGGCAGUGGCGGCGACGGCGAUUCAUCAGCAAUGCGGGGGAGCGACGGCCGCGCAUACGCAGCAGCGGCGAGCCCGGUGCCGCGCGGCGGCUGCCAGCGUCGCCGCGGCGUGCGCGCCGGUGAAGGCAGUGGGGCCACGGCGCGGGGCGCGGAGCACCACGGGCACGGCGCCCGUGGUGGCGGGCAUGUGGCGGCAGCUGCAGGGGUGCGACGACUGGCAGGGGCUGCUGGAUCCGGCGGCGGCGGCGCACCCGGUGCUGCGCGCCGAGGUGGCGCGCUACGGCGAGCUGGUGCACGCGUGCUACAAGGCGUUCGACCUGGACCCGGCGUCGCGCCGGCACCUCAGCUGCAAGUACGGCCGCGGGCGGCUGCUGGAGGAGGUGGGCAUGGCCGGCGCCGGGUACGAGAUCACGCGCUACGUCUACGCGGCGUCCGACGUGGCGGUGCCCACCAUGGAGCCGUCCACCAGCGGGCGCGGCCGCUGGAUCGGCUACGUGGCCGUGUCCACGGACGAGAUGACGCGGCGGCUAGGCAGGCGCGACGUCCUUGUCUCGUUCCGCGGCACCGUGACGCCCGCCGAGUGGGUGGCCAACCUCAUGAGCUCGUUGGAGCCGGCGCGCCUGGACCCCUGCGACCCGCGCCCGGACGUCAAGGUGGAGUCGGGGUUCCUCAGCCUCUACACCUCGGUCGACACGACGUGCCGCUUCGGCGGCGCCGGGAGCUGCCGGGAGCAGCUCCUCCGCGAGGUGUCGCGCCUCGUCGGGUCGCGCGCCAAGGACAGGCCCGCAGCAGGCGAGGACGUCAGCGUCACCCUGGCGGGGCACAGCAUGGGGAGCGCGCUGGCGCUGCUCUUCGCGUACGACCUCGCGGAGCUGGGCCUCAACCGCGGCGCGCCCGUCACCGUCUUCUCCUUCGGCGGCCCCAGGGUCGGGAACGCCGCCUUCAAGGCCCGCUGCGACGAGCUGGGCGUCAAGGCGCUGCGCGUGGCCAACGUCCACGACCCCAUCACCAAGCUCCCGGGCAUCUUCCUCAACGAGGCCACGGCCGGGGUGCAGGCGCUGCGCCCGUGGCGCGCCUCCUGCUACACCCACGUCGGCGUGGAGCUGCCCCUCGACUUCUUCAGGAUGGGCGACCUGGCCAGCGUCCACGACCUCGGCACGUACGUCGCAUUGCUCAAGAGCGGCGACAAGGCGGGCGCGGCCUGGCGCGGCGACUGCGGCGUUCUGGCGAAGGUGGUCGAGUUCGUGGGGCGGCAACGCGCGGGCGCCUUGCCGUGGCAGGACGCCGCCCUGCAGAUGGGCGGCCUGGUGCAGACUCUGGGGCUCAUCUGAGUCUGGCAUCAGCAACCGGCGGCCGAGAUUUAACACGGCCAGGCCAGCAGCAGCAGCCCAGCACCCAGCACCCAGCAGUGGUCCUCUUGGAUAAUUUUAUUUACUCUUUUGGAGGAUCCCUUCCCUGGUCGUUUUUUUUCGGCAUUUCUUCUGUACAGAUCCAUUGAUCGAUCAACGUAGCCUGAUAUCUUCACAGGGGCGACAUCAAAAGGGAAUUUCUUCGUUUUAGAUUC